This is a messenger RNA of Salvelinus fontinalis (brook trout), 6628 nucleotides long. RefSeq names its product neural cell adhesion molecule 1-like. Gene Ontology annotation, biological process: homophilic cell-cell adhesion; dendrite self-avoidance; axon guidance. Gene Ontology annotation, cellular component: axon; plasma membrane. The record is from RefSeq and is a predicted model, not a curated record. Bases 207 to 3425 code for a protein of 1072 amino acids. NCBI's taxonomy places the organism in Eukaryota, Metazoa, Chordata, Actinopteri, Salmoniformes, Salmonidae. Gene Ontology annotation, molecular function: cell-cell adhesion mediator activity. The transcript has 23 exons.
UUAAUUCGUGUUGUGUGUGUGCUACGGCUGCUAGUCACUCAUUCUGCGAGCUGCUCUCGUGCGUAUUCGGGUAGCUGCAAGGACCAAUUCGAAUAUUGCUAUCAGAAUACAGUAGUUGGAAAACAUACAUUUCUUCAGAACACUGAAAUCGUUUAGUCAGUCUGUCCAUCUAUUCUUCAAGGAGAAUAUCUUCGUGAGAUAUUGCAAUGCUUCAAACAAGGUAUCUCAUCUGGGCAUUGCUCUUUGGCUAUGCAGCCUCCCUGCAGGUGGAGAUCACCCCGAUGCAAGGAGAGAUCAGUAUGGGGGAGUCAAAAUUCUUCCUCUGCGAAGUUGUCGGAGAUGUAAAGGACAUUGAUUGGUAUGCCCCGAACGGUGAGAAGCUCCUACCGAACAGACAGGACAUCCUCGUGAACCGCAACGACGAGUCCUCGUCCACUCUCACGAUCUAUAACGCUAACGUGGACAAUGCCGGCAUCUACAAGUGUGUUGCCAAAAAUGGAGACAAGGAGUCUCAGGGCACCGUCAACGUUAAAAUCUUCCAAAAGAUAACCUUCAAGAACGCCCCUUCCCCACAGGAGUUCAAUGAAGGGGAUGACGCUGACAUCAUCUGUGACGUCGUCAGCUCGCCUCCCGCUGACAUCAUCUGGAAGCACAAAGGCUCAAAAAUCCAGGUUGCAAAAGACGUUCGAUUUAAGAUCCUGACCAACAACCACCUCCAGAUCCGAGGCAUCAAGAAAACAGAUGAAGGGGGGUACACCUGUGAGGCCCGUGUAAUGACCAGGGGAGAGAUUGACCUAAAGAUCAUCAAGGUCAUCGUCAACGUGCUCCCUAGCAUCCGCACAAGGCAGUCGGAGGUGAAUGCCACAGCGGACGUCAACCAGUCUGUGAUGCUGGCCUGUGACGCUGACGGCUUCCCUGAACCCACAGUCACCUGGGCCCGUAACAACAUUGUCCUUGAAUCGGACGAUAAGUACGGCCUGAACAACGACGGCUCGGAGCUGAUAAUAAAGGAUGUCAAGAAAGUGGAUGAAGGAGAUUACACAUGCAUCGCCCGGAACAAGGCCGGGGAGAAAGAGGAGGAAGUCAGCUUGAAUGUGUUCGUGCAACCUAAGAUCACCUACCUGGUCAACCAGACUGCAUCAGAGCUGGAGGAGCAGAUCACCCUGACCUGCGAGGCCUCAGGAGACCCCACCCCCACCAUCACCUGGAGCUUUGGUCGCAGGAUCUUCACAGAGGGAGAGCAGGCUUCUUGGACUCGGCCUGAGACGUACGAGAGUCUUGAUGGAAAUGUUGUGGUGCGUAGUCACGCACGGGUUUCCUCUCUCACCUUGAAGUAUGUCCAGUUCACCGAUGCCGGCCACUACCUCUGCACUGCCCGCAACUCCAUCGGUCAAGACCAGCAGACCAUGUACCUGGAAGUGCGCUAUGCUCCCAAGAUCCAGGGCUCGGUGACGGUCUACACCUGGGAAGGGAACGCAGCCAACAUCAGCUGUGAGGUGCUGGCUCAUCCGGGAGCCUCAGUGGUGUGGUUCAGAGAUGGCCAGCAGCUGUCUAGCACGAACACCACCAACGUCAAGAUCUACAACACACCAGCUGUCAGCUACCUCGAGGUCACCCCAGAUUCCCAGAAUGACUUUGGAAGCUACAACUGCACAGCUACCAACAUGAUCGGAGCAGAGUCAAAGGAGUUCCUCCUGAUCCAAGCAGAUGUGCCGUCGGCACCCGCCAUCGAGCGAGUGGAGCCCUUUUCCAGCACCGCUGUUGUGGAGUUUGAGGAGCCCGAUGCCAGCGGCGGCGUUGCCAUCCUCAAGUACCGGGCAGAGUGGCGCAUACAGGGUGAAGACUGGGCCGGCAGGGAGUACGACGCGGAGGAGGGCCUGAGCAUGAUCACCAUCGUUGGCCUGAAGCCCGAGACCUUCUAUGAGGUCAAGAUGUCCGCCAUCAACGGCAAGGGCGAGGGCGAGAGCAGCCCUCCCCAGAACUUCAAGACUGAGCCAGUCCGCUAUGCUUUCACAAGCGGCAUACCAUUUCAUUACUCUAAUGUGGACUCAGUUUCGUCAGUGACACCAACCUUCAUUCCUUCAACAAGUGCAGCCCUUAGGGAGCCCAGUCCCCCUAAACUGGAGGGCAAGCUGCAGACCACGGGCAACGCCCUCAAGGUCAACUGGAUCAAGCAGGACGAUGGAGGCUCGCCCAUCAAACACUACCUGAUAAGAUACAGAGCUAAGCACGUUCCGGACUGGAAGCCGGAGAUCCGCUUGCCCAACGGCAGUGAGUACGUGGUGCUGAAUAGCCUAGACUGGAACACAGAGUAUGAAGUCUACGUGGUGGCCGAGAACCAGCAGGGCAAGUCGCAGCCCGGCACCCUCUUCUUCUGGACUGCAGCAGAGCCCACCGCCAUCCCAGACACUAUGGAUAGCGGCUCAGGCCUAGGCACAGGGGCCAUCGUGGGGAUCCUCAUUGUGGUCUUUGUGCUGCUGCUGGUGGGCGUCGACGUCACCUGCUACUUCCUCAACAAGUGCGGCCUCGUCAUGUGCAUUGCCGUCAACUUCUGCGGCAAGUCCGGACCCGGAGCCAAGAGCAAGGACCUCGAGGAGGGCAAGGCGGCGUUCACGAAGGAUGAGUCCAAGGGGCCCAUUGUGGAAGUGAGGACGGAGGAGGAGCGCACUCCUAACCAUGAAGGGGGAGGGUCUACAGAGCCUAACGAGACCACCCCUCUGACUGAGCCUGAGCCAGCUGCUGACACUACCGCCACGGUGGUGGACUUGCUCCCUUCUGUAGCCACUAACUCUGAACCUGUCACUGAGAGCUUUAGCACAACCCAGAACAGCCCAGCUAGCGAGAGCACCACUCUCACCUCCAGCACAGCUGGCCCAACCCCUGUCCCGGCUGAGUCCAAAACUGCCCCCAAAACCUCCCCUAAAAGCACUCCUGCCCCCAUCCCCCAGUCCAGCACGGCCAAACCUAGCACCCCCGCACCCCAGCGUGCCACCCAAUCCGACGUGGCUCCCCUCGUUGACCUAAGCGAGGCUCCUAAAGCCACACCCUCGUCCGACCCCAAGCCCCCCACCCCCACAACCCCAUCCUCGAAGCCAGUCAAGGUCCCCUCCAACCCCCCCUCUGCCACAGCCGAUGCCGCACCGCAGAGCCAGCCCGAGUCUGUCCAAAGCCCCUCCGCCACCAGCAGUCAGAAUAAGGACUUACAGAUAGACGGCCUGGCCAAGGAUGUGUUUGAUGCCCCAGGCAAAGGCUCCAAGGCCCCGGCAGACUCCACUGCUGCACCCGCCCAGGACGACGGUAAAAUCGUGACAGACGAUAAAAGUAAAGCGCCGGAGACAGCGACAGAGGUGAAGAAAGCCCUGUCUGAUGUUAAGACAGUCCCGAACGAAGCUGCAAAGACAAAUGGCAACGAGAGCAAAGCAUAAUCCCGACAGCGAGAAGGGAGGGGGUCGGGUGCACCACAGUCACAGACCUCCAGAGGAAAACGUCACACACCACUCCGUCAAACAACAAAAAGCUCAAUAAAGGGUAUUUUUCUUCAGUGUCUUCUAUGAGUUCUCCGAGCAAAAGAUGAGUUUGUUAGACAUGUAGAGCGGGAAUAAGACCUAAUGCACCUGCCUUAGUGUUUCUUUAUCUGUUAUUCCUUUUGUCAUUUUCUCUGUGUUCACGUGAAGGAAAAUCCUUACCUCUAGUUCACUCUCCUUGACCUCCUUUUAUAUGUAACAUCAACGUUACCAGUCUUUUAAAUGGGACAGAAGCUAAGUAUCAUUGGCACAGAUAACCAUGGGAGCUGUAGCUUUACUUCAGAACAAUGCCUUUACGAUGUGCACACACCUUACCCACACACUAUUUCCAUGUUCUCUUUGUUAUGCAGUAAUGCCAUCAUUAUUUCCACUGCUAAUGGAUUUUGGGGUAAUUUUUUGUUGUGUGUUUAAAUAAUGUGCAGAAGUAACUGCAUUUUAUUUUAUUGUAUCUUUAUUUUUCAUGUAUAAUUUUCGAGAACUAGAGAGAGCAUAUUUUUUCAUAUGUGGUUGUCUUUUGUUUUAUUUUUGUUCUUGAAUAUUUACAUUGUGUAAACUCUGUCCCAAGAUUGUGUAGACACAACAAAAACAAAAGAAGACACAGCAGAAAGACAAUGUUUAUUCCACAGUUAUAGAGGUCGGAGUUGGCGGUUAGCGUUACGCAAUUUAUCGUCUCUAAGAUUCCAUUUUUUGGUUAAUUUGUUUUGGCAAAUAUAAGAACACACUUUCUCUAACACACACACACACACACACACCUCUAUAUCUUCUUAAUUAAUUCUCCAAUUAGAUGAGCUUUGGACCUGUUCCACUCCAUGGGUUUCAGGGCUCAGCUUUAACCCCGGAAAUGUUGCAGGUCCCAAGAGGUCACAGGAAGAGACGGGCAUACAGAGUAGCAUGGCUUAUGGGAGAAUGAUGUAAUCAAAGGCCGGAUAUGAGUGGUAGCAGCUGAAUGUAUGAACAGAAGUCCUUAAAAUAGCCUAGAAACAGUCCUAUUUAUUCCCCCAUUUGAUGGCUUUGUCCCAUAACUUCAGAAUACUGUGCCUGUUGCGAACAGCACUUCCAAUGUAGUGAUUGAUUGGGCUUCAUCUCAAAAUGCAAGGGGAUAAAAAUGUAUGUGUUGUGUUUUUCAGCAUAUUUUAUGCAUAUAAACAAAUGUAAUGGCCGGAUUUAUACAUUUCUUAUUUAAGCCAUAGUACUCCGGUGUGGAUUUGGUAAAAUCGAAAAAUAUAAAAUCUGACCUUUUUGUACAGCGUUUGUCAUACGUUAGACUGCAAGCUUGUGCACUGUGAAUGCGUGAAUAUCCUAGUGUGAAUACGUGUUCUUUGUCAUAGAAUUUAAAAAAUAUGCAUAGUUUGGUUGUGAAAGGUAUAGCUAAUAGUACAGACAACAAAAAAGUUCCAUGAAAAACCAUGAAAGCAAUGAGCAGACGAAAACAAGAAGACGGUGCCUUCUGAGACGCUUAAAAAUGCAGCAUGCAUUCCAUCCUGCUCAGUGUCUGCCUGUUCUAGGAGGUGAGAGCAUAAGGUUUCGUGUCCUAGUUCUGUCCAUUGCCAUUCCUUUACUACACAGUCCAAGGAAAACACACAGGAAGAGUACUGACAAUGUAACUGGUUUGUAAACUGUGAAAUUACUAAACCGCUGCGUCAUUGUGUUAGUGCAUUAACUCAGCUUGGGGGGUGAAAAUGGAGGUGGUCAGUUGUGUCCACAUUGUUUUCACAAAGCUCCUCAUUCACUGGUUCUCCAUGUGACUAAUGCAAAAUAAAAUGUUAUCCCCAAACAAACAAGGAAAAACAACAUUCAUUCCAAUGAUUAACGCAUGAUCACUACACCAAAAGUACUUUCACACAAACACAACUUUGGACAUGAUCAAAUAUUUCCAAUCCCAAUUGGCUCAAAUGACUUGCAGUGCUCACGGUUUGUCUUCAAAACCGAACAUCAUUAAUGAAGGGAAAAAAAUAUUUUUCUUGACCUGAAACAAGCAUGCAAUGUACUCUUAUCUUGGAUUUCAUUGGUGUGGCAGCACUGAAAAGUUCCUGAGAAAGGAAUUGACCAAGGCUUUAUCUGUUGUACAUUGAUCUUUUGAAGUGUUCUGUAAACUGUCUGUUCCGAACUUUUUUGUUUUCUUCAAAAUAGACAUCAAGUGCUUUUACUCCACAAGGCUCUGUAAUGUAAAGAGGUGUGUUCAAAUGACAAUUUCUGAUUAAAUGUGUAUAAACCAUUCCUAACCAUGUAAUAAAAAAAAAGAUAUGGGUUUCUCUUGACCCAAAAAAAGCUGGACUGCUGUGGCUUUUGACCUGUAUGUUCAAAUGCUAUGAUAAUGUGGGACCAAUUCCUAUGUACGUUUACAUUGAAAUUUUCAUUAGUGUACUGUGCCAUGAAACUUAUUUCAGGAAAGAAGUCGGGGGAACAAAAAAACAAUUUUCAAAAACUUUAGUAAUGCCAUGAGAAAGGGAAAAACGCUCUUUCUCUCGGACUUCCUCACUUCCUGAAAGUAACCGCUUACCUGACACCGUUGGCUUGGUGAAAGUGAGGUGUCACCGUAUUGCUUCCACCUCACCAAUCAUGCCAGUUUAUUUCAAGGAAUACAGGAAGUACGGAGGCGUUUUUUCAAGUAUUUGAAUGGAGUCUAGGGCCAUGUUCAGUACGAAAACAUUGUGGAAUGUUGCAGAUAGAAUUGCCAUGACUAGAGAUGACAUGAUUGCUUAGUCUAUAUAAAGAUAGAAAUGUAUGAUGUCGAACAAAAAUACCUAUCUGAACGUUGGCCAAUGUUGUGACCUGCUGAACGUUGCCCAGGCAAUCCAACGAGGUUUGGAGUCUCUUACUCCGAUAGCCAAACAAAAGUUGGUAAUGUGACAUUUUCAGUCAGAUAGGGGCGUUUUCCCCACCAAUAUGUUUCCCAGAGACCUCCAUUCUCAUUCUUACCCACCAUUCCCUGCUUUUGGGGCCUUCUCUCUUGUAUACAGAUUUUUACUAAGUGAAACAUUGGUACCACCUCUCUUUCCGCUGUCACUGGUGUAUAUACUGAGUACUAACCGAAAAGAAGAAAAAAAACAGUUUGACUUUGCAUUCUGUCAGAAAUUGUGUUCAAUAAAGUUAAAGGAAAAAUA